Schizosaccharomyces osmophilus is the source of this 2361-nucleotide messenger RNA. It is a transcript of the gene ogm4, whose product is annotated as ER membrane protein O-mannosyltransferase Ogm4. Bases 1 to 2361 code for a protein of 786 amino acids. Gene Ontology annotation, biological process: protein O-linked glycosylation via mannose. Gene Ontology annotation, cellular component: membrane; endoplasmic reticulum. The record is from RefSeq and is a predicted model, not a curated record. The transcript has a single exon. Lineage: Eukaryota; Fungi; Ascomycota; Schizosaccharomycetes; Schizosaccharomycetales; Schizosaccharomycetaceae. Gene Ontology annotation, molecular function: dolichyl-phosphate-mannose-protein mannosyltransferase activity.
AUGAGACCGACAGUUAGUGAAAAGUCGGGAAAGAAAAAUCAAAAGUCAUCCAAGCAAAAGGGAUCGACUAGCAGACCUUCUUCUCCAUCUCAAACUCCCUCUCCUUAUCCUUCUGCUUCUUCUUCUCCUUUGCCUGAAAAAGAAAAAUCAUCGAGUAAGCCGCGUACCGUUUCAUCUUCUGGCUCUUCCAAAAAUACAUUUUUGUUCAAAUUGGCUCAAUAUUUGAUUGUUAUCAUUUCUUUUUUGACCAGGUUUUGGAAACUUCAUAUUCCUAAUGAAGUUGUUUUUGAUGAAGUCCACUUUGGCAAGUUUGCAAGCUAUUACUUACAAGGAAAGUACUUUUUUGACCUUCAUCCUCCCUUCGCCAAGCUCGUCUUGGCCUUUGUAGCUUGGCUUGCUGGCUACGAUGGUCACUAUCUUUUUGACAACAUUGGUGAUAACUACAAAGAUUAUGGUGUUCCUUAUGUCGCUAUCCGUGCUUGGCCAGCUCUCUUAAGUUCUUUUGUUCCUCCUCUUGUCUUUUUGACCAUGAAGGAAUCUGGCUAUGAACUUUGGACUUGCUUGAUCUCUGCUUGUUUGGUUCUUUUUGAUAAUGCUCAUGUAACGGAAGGCCGUUUGAUUCUUUUGGAUGCUACCUUGAUAUUUUCCAUGAUCGCUGCCGUAUACUGUUACAUUCGCUUCUUCAAGCUUCGUCAUUCUCCCUUUUCCCGAGCUUGGUGGAGCUGGCUCUUCCUUACUGGUGUAUGCCUUUCUUGUACUAUAAGCACAAAAUACGUUGGAUUGUUUACCUUUUUGUCCAUAGGCUUAAGCGUGUGCUUGGAGCUGUGGUAUCUUUGGGAUAUUAAAACCGGUCUUCCCAUACACCGAUUUGCUAGCCAUUUCUUGGCACGCUUUUUUUGCUUGAUUGUAUUUCCUUUUGCUCUUUAUCUCUUUUGGUUCUUUUUGCAUUUUCAACUCUUGACAACUAGCGGUCCUGGUGACUCUUUUAUGUCUUUACAAUUUCAGGAAACUCUUGAUGAAAACCCAAUUUCUGCUAAUGCCACUGGUGUUAAUUACUACGACGUUGUUACAAUCAAGCAUAUGGGAACAAAUGCAUUCCUUCAUUCUCAUCUUGACAGAUACCCUAUUCCUUAUGAUGACGGCCGUGUUUCUUCCGGCGGUCAGCAGGUCACUGGUUACCCCUUCGAAGAUGACAAUAACUACUGGAUGAUCUUGCCUCACGAUCACUAUGCUGAGUCAAAAUACAAGCCGAACAUGCCUGUAAAGAACACUGACUAUAUCAAGUUACACCAUGUAGGCACGAAUACGGACUUGGUCACCCAUGAUGUAGCUUCUCCUUAUAAUCCUACGAAUGAAGAGUUUACCACAGUUUCCGUAGAUGAAUCUGCAGACGAAAAACACGAACUUACUUUGUUCCAACUUUUGAUAAGUGAUGAAGUGUCCCAUGAUCGACAAAUUUUCACCAAGGCUAUGAGCUUUAAGCUAAUUCAUAAGCUUACUAAUGUAGCUAUGUGGUCUGAUCCUAAGCCGCUUCCUGACUGGGGAUUUAGCCAGCAGGAAAUAAACGGUGCUAAAAAUAUCCUAUCUGGUCCUAUUUUUUGGAUGUUCGAUGAUAUCGUCGGCUUACCCGAAGAGAGAGUCAACAAAGAAAGACGCGUACCUAAGAAGCUUUCUUUCUUCAAAAAGUAUAUUGAGCUUCAACUUGUCAUGUUCCGUCAAAAUAAUCUGUUAACAGAAUCUCAUCCUUAUAGCUCUACUCCUUCAGAUUGGUUCACACUCCAUCAUGGCAUUGCCUUCUGGGCAAAGAAUGAAGAGAAUAAGCAAAUUUACCUUCUUGGAAAUCCCAUUGGUUGGUGGUUAAUCGGUGGUAUUGUCAUAACUACUACUGUAGUUGCAAGCGCAGAGAUGCUGUUGCACCAACGUGGAAUAGUUACGUUGCUUCCCAGCGUUCGCAAUCAUUUCUAUCGCUCGAUAAUGUUCUUUUACGCCACGUAUAUGUUCCAUUACAUUCCUUUUUAUCUUAUGGGACGGCAAUUGUUUUUGCAUCACUACUUACCUGCCCAGGUUGCGGGUGCUAUGUUAUGUGGUGCUUUUAUUCAAUUAGCUUGCAUGAAAUCUUUCAGACUACCAAUAUCACCAGGAGUUCAGCAGCCAGCGGAUGUUGACAGCCAUGGUUAUGCCAAGUCUGUUAGGAGAAAGGGUUAUAUUUUCCAGGCUCUGUUCUCUCUUGUUCUAGCCGCUAUCCUUGGCUAUUGUUUUAUUUUCUUCGCCCCUAUGACCUAUGGUGAUGUUAGUUUAAGUGUCCCUGAAUGGCUUCGUCGUAAAUGGCUUGAGAGCUGGGUUUUCCAGUAUCAAAAAUAA